CUCAUCUCCUUCCCCGACAUUCCCAUCCUCUCCCCAGCUCAAUGGCAAAACAGACAGCGAGGACCCAAUGGGUGACAUGACCUAUAAGAAUAGGAACUCGAACUCGCUCGUUCCUCCUCUCCUUCGCCGACCAUCACCUCCAUACACCCACGCGAUGCAAACAUGUCCCGCCCUAAAGAUAUCAUGGCCAACACCCACAGUCAGUACAGCAGCAGGAACAGUAACACCAUGAACAUCAGCAAUCCACGGAACCAUCCCCAACUGGCCAUCAACGGCGAUGCCGAGCUCAAUUGGCGCUACCUCCCAACCGCAGACACAUAUAGCUCCGAGUACUCCGCUGCCUCCGAGGCUGAUGAAGGCGACGACGACGAACCCGUCCAGGCCGUGGUAGCAGCUGCACUCUCAGCCAGCCAUCAACAGCAACAGCAGCGAUUGGAGCAGCGUGGAGUAGGUACCCGCCCCCUUCUGGCACCUGCAUCUUCCACUUCUUCGGUCCAAAAGGCUACAACAUCUUCACCUGUUGCGUCAGGCCUAUUUGCCACGUCCCCGGGAGCAGCUCACGAGGCUGAUGACAGCACCGAUACGAUCAAGAGCAUGAGGGCGCGUGCAUUGGACAAAAUUAACGGCAGGAAAGGACCCUCGUCCAACAUGAGCACUAACUAUAACAGUAGCAACACAAGCAUCAACAACAACAGCAGUAAUAAUAUUGGGGCAAGUAGCACAAGGAGAGCCCUAUCCACAACCUCCGCCAGCCAAGGAUUGUCAUCCUCGCCCAGUCGAGUCUCCGCAGGUCAGAGUGAGAGAUUUGCACCGCGGGAACUACCACCGAUCAGCAACAGCAACAGCAACACAGCAGUCAAGGUCAAGAGGAGAUCCUUUGGCCAAUCCGGAACAGACCGUUCAUCAGUCCCCAAAAUUAGCACCAGAGCGUCGCAGCCAGAGCGCAACCAUACUACGGCCGCCUCUCAACCAACCAACAUCCGAAAGCGCAACUCAGGCUCCUUUAAGAGCCAGCAGAUCCCAUUGACAUCGGAGGAUGAGCAGGAUGCAGCCUCACGAAAGGACAGAGCCCAAUGUGCGACCGAGGAUGGUGGCGUACUGGUGAGCGAGCUCAAGGCCUUGAAAGCCCGUGUCCAGGAACUGGAAAUGGAGCGCAUCGACCGCUCGCUCUCGGGUCUUCACGUUCAGGAUCCUCAAGCUCCAACCCAGCGACAUCUGGGAAAAACCGUCCUUCAGGACCAAUCCUCAUCAAGCCAAUCCGACAAACUGAAGCAAAUCACCCAGAAGCAGCGUGGGUCAGGAAUAUCCUCUGAUACAUCCAGCAACCUUUUGAGGUCUCCUAUGGUUUCUUCAUCCUCGAUAUCAAGGAAGCAGACCAGGAAUCUGCUCUCUGCAACACCAUCUAACGGAAAUGGACGCUUGGAAUCUUCGACCAAAGUCGAUAGCCCUACGCGGACAGCACAGCAACCCACGACACAGCAUGUAGCACUACUCCAGGAGGCGUUCAAGACCUUUGAAAAAGCCAUGUCAAGUACGAGAAGCACGCAUGCCAAUCAGGCCGCUCAAGCGAUGGGCAAGGUCGUUGCAAACGCCGUCAGCAUGAACCAGACCAUUCGCACCUGGAUCAAAGCGGACGUGUCGCCUGUUGAAUCAUCUUCCAUGACCUCUCUGCAGCGCGCAUGCGAUGAGCAAAUCCGAAGCUUGACAGAGUCCUUGCUAGCUAUGGCAAGCAUGCAAUCUGAGGCCGAUCGGUCUCUUACACUCUCUGACAAUACAGCAGGCGGCAUGGCUAUGGAUAGGCCGUACUCUCCCAGGCUAUCUACGGGUUUGCAGGUGUUUGGCCAUGGACAGCGCAUGUCAUUGGGAAUGGUUGGGACUGAGCUGGGAGCACAUGGAGGAUUCGACCAAAACGCUCCAUAUCCAACACGACCCCUGUCAGCUGUGGUACUCCACAAUUAUGACUCUGCCGGCUCUAUAACUCCGAAUGCCAUGUCUUCUUCGGGCUAUUGGACUAGGAAUAGCUCAAUUUCCUCUAGCAUACCUACGGAGGCUCGCAUGAGAGCAAGUCUGAGCCAGGGCUAUAGCUCUGAUUUUAGUCAAGAUCAACGGUCUUCUUACAACGCUGUAGGUCCUUCGAAAUAUCCACAUCAAGGAGGGAUCUCGAGUCGGGAAUCGUCGCCGCCGCAGGAGAACACUCAAGGCGUAGGUCAACGGCGUCAGGUCUACGCGCCCGCAUUGCAGGACACUCAGCUCACAGUGGAGUCGCCGCGCGCCCUGCAUGCGGCUCCGUAUCAGCUCAUCCAAUCGCCAGGCCCUGAAUACUCUACGACAGAUGCUUCUGCUCAGUUGAUGAGACGACAAGCCAGCGUGCGCAAUAUCAUGGCACGGUACUCCCAAAUGAGUCCCCGAUCUCCUACGUUCGGUCAGGCAAACCUAGAAUUGGAAACGAACAUGGGUCAAUCACCUUUCGAGAACGGCAUGGAGCUGCAGUCCCAGUAUGAGGAUCAGUCACAGGGACUGGGGUAUAGCGUAAGACAGCAUCAGUUUCUCGACCGCCAGUACCAGUCUAUACAGGAUGCCCAGGACGACGUAAUGUCGGCGUCGGUCGAGUUCUCAUCAGCCGGUCAUCCACGGGCUGUCCAUGGCAGUCGCCGACCCUUGUCUCAGCAGGAACAGCACAGUUUCUCAGGGCUGAGGAUACCUUCGUCGCCCCUCCGGCAAGGAGGUAUUAUCCAGCGAUCCGGUCGAUACGUUCAUGACAAGGUCUUCUCGGAGGAUGAGAGUAUUGGUGGUUGGGGAAGUGCCAGUCUUGAUCAGCUUCCGCAAAGAACCAGGAAUGGAACUUAUGCAGUACGAUUACAACAACUGCGAGGCCGUCAGGAUCAGCUUCAACCGUUGCAUCAGCAGCUGGAGCAAUUCUCACAGGGUGGACAACAGGAACAGUACCUGGACCAUAUCCAGCAGCAGCAUCAGCAGCAGCAACGUCAUGGAGAGUAUUCUGAUGGAACUGAGAGCGAGGCAUUCAGUGAGAGUCAAAUCCCACUGUUUGCACAGCGGCGGCCACAGUUUGGGGCUCAGCGACAGCAGCAACAAUCAAUGUACCAGGAGCACCACGGACAUGCCAAGCACGGCCAGCGACAGUCCGCCCAGCACCACCAGGACAUGAUGAUGACCACACCCGUGAUACCGUCGCCCAACUCGUCGCCCUCGUCUUCUUCGCGAGUAGAUGGUCAAUCUCUAGCUUCGAGCAAUAGCCAUCAUGGCGGACUAUCGAAUGCAGAGAGCCGAUAUCAUCUAUCACCACGAGGGCCUGCGGAUGCUUCAACGUUCCCACGCCAGCAGAGCAUUAGCAGUAUCUCUGGACUCAGUGACGAUCACUACCAGUCCACGCUACAGCAGCAGCAGAAGCGAGCCAUGUCCUUGGCCAGCCAGCGCAGUGCCCUUCUCCAUCAGCAGCAGUCUUCACAAAUGGACGGAAUGUCACCUCAAGCGCAAGCGCGUCUUCAAAAGAUCAUGAGCGAUAGUUGAAUGAUUGACUGACAUUUUGAUAGUAACAUGCGCCGGUAGUCUUUUUUUUUGUUCUAUUACUCAUCAUGUUCCAUAGUUUUGUUGUACUUGUAUUAUUCCUCCCAUUAUCGCCAUUCAUUUUUGAAUUACUUUACAUCAUAAAUACAGGACUUUAUUGUCCUUAAUGUGCAA
Messenger RNA from Gamsiella multidivaricata, 3699 nucleotides. RefSeq lists its product as uncharacterized. Lineage: Eukaryota; Fungi; Mortierellomycota; Mortierellomycetes; Mortierellales; Mortierellaceae. The transcript has 2 exons. The record is from RefSeq and is a predicted model, not a curated record. Bases 163 to 3528 code for a protein of 1121 amino acids.